GAAUGACCCGUACUGAACACAAUAAACAGCUUUCUGUUACUACUUCGACGAUUCAUUGUUGAUUCAUGAAGUAGAUAUCAUCAGCUAAAAUGUAACUCACUGGUUUUCGAAAAUUUUAAUAAUUGUAGAAAUGAUUGUCAUUUCAAGACGUUCGCAAAUACGCUGGAUUAUGCGGUCGAAAAUCUUACGGGGCGAGAAGUAUAAGUCGAAUAUCGCGCCAAGUGUUUCAGAUGAAUGCGCGAAUGCAAUGAGAUUACAAGCAUGGUAAAGUGAGACAAACUACAUUGGUCGUCGUGAGGGUAGCACUGUUUGGCUUGCUAUGGUGAAGCACUACUGUACUAUGGUGAAGUAGAAUUGCACUAAGGAAAAAAACUACUUCAGGUGACGUCAGGAUUUUGAGUAACUUUUAGGACACUCUCUGUAACUAAACUUGAAUUGCUUAUUACUAAUUAACAUUUUGGAAGUUAGAAAAUAAUCUUAGAAGUUAGAACAUAAUAAGUACAUAUUUAUUUUUUUACGUUAACUUCCAUUGAAUCUUCAGAUGGCUAAAUACAAGGUCAAGAUUGGAAUAAUUGGCGGUUCUGGAUUGGACGAUCCCCAAAAUGAAAUUCUCAAUUGUCGUACUGUAAUUACUCGGGAAGCUGCCAAAAAUGAAUUUGGAUUGCCUUCUAGCGAUCUCUAUCAGGGUAAUGUUGAAGGCGUGGAUGUAGUACUAUUGUCAAGACAUGGUCCAGGUCAUAAAAUAAGUCCUACUGCAGUAAAUUAUCGUGCAAAUAUAGAAGCUUUACGACUAGCUGGAUGCACUCACAUACUAGCAUCUGCAGCUUGUGGUUCGUUACAAGAGUCCAUCCAUAUAGGGAAAUUAGUUAUUCCAGAUAGUUUUAUAGAUAGAACAAUAAAAAGGCAUGUAACUUUUUAUGACAAUACUUCGACUAAAUAUGCAGGAGUAUGCCACAUUCCAAUGGAACCAGCUUUUAAUCCAGAGACAUCAGAAAUAUUAUAUGAAGUUGGAAAAGAACUAGAAUAUGAUAUUAGGUUUGGUGGAACAGUAGCAGUCAUAGAAGGACCUCGCUUUUCCUCAAAAGCUGAAAGUAAUGCAUUACGUCUCUGGGGUGGAGAUUUAGUUGGCAUGACAACAUGUCCAGAGGUAUAUCUGGCUAAAGAAGCAGGAUUAUUGUAUGCAAUUGUUGCAAUGGCAACAGAUUAUGAUUGUUGGAGAGACUGUGAAGACAAUGUUCAUGCAGCAGAUGUAGUAGCAGUAUUUAAACGAAAUGUCAGUAAAAUAAAAAAUCUGCUGGUAGGAGCAAUCAAAAUUAUUGGGGAAAAAAAUUGGGACAAAGAAAUUGACGAUUUACAGGAUCUGUGUAGAAAUAGUAAUGUUUCUUCUUAAUUUUGUUUACAAUUUGGACUACGACAAGUACAUACUAUGAACAAUUUUAAUAAAAAAUGAUAACUUGUAAAUUAAA
Messenger RNA from Megalopta genalis, 1466 nucleotides. Its product is annotated as S-methyl-5'-thioadenosine phosphorylase. NCBI's taxonomy places the organism in Eukaryota, Metazoa, Arthropoda, Insecta, Hymenoptera, Halictidae. Gene Ontology annotation, biological process: nucleoside metabolic process. Gene Ontology annotation, cellular component: cytosol. The record is from RefSeq and is a predicted model, not a curated record. Gene Ontology annotation, molecular function: S-methyl-5-thioadenosine phosphorylase activity.